UCUUAGUUAAAAUAAAAAAAUUAUUUGUUCGGGAUUUUCUCUUAAAAUUCACGUUGACGCCACAUCAUCAAAAGCAAAUGUCAUCAGCGUCAGGCAUACGAAAGAGGCACCAUGAAAAAAGUGAAGUUUGUUUGACCAGGCCCAGUUACAGAAAUGGUCGACACCCCAAAGCUGUGAAGGUAUACACAGUUGGUCACGAAUCCAUCUACCUGUUGGUUAGAAGGUUGUCCUCAGUGCCAGGCAGCUACGAGGGACUGAUCAACAAGAUGAAGACCUUUGGAGAUGUGCUGGAUCACAAGAUACUGACCGACUACCCCAAAGAUGCAUCAGAAACCUUCACAGAUGUUGCAUUGGUCAAGUUUAAAAAACUUGUUUCAGCAAGAAUAGCUAAAAAACGAAUGGAUGAUUUGAACUACAUGGGAGAAAGUUUACACUGCUGUUACGCUCCUGAGUUUGAAACCGUGGAGGAGUGUAGGGAAAAGUUGGAAACUCGGAGGAUGGCAGUGUUAAAGAAGCUGAAUGAAGAGAAGUUGAGUUGUAGCGAUGUUGUUGUCUCCAGCGAUAUCCGUGUUGGUUCUGAUUACUUAAGGAAUUCAAGAAAUGAUGACAUCAAAGGAAUGGAUGGUUCUCAUGGAAAUCAUAACGUGACUGAUGCAUCAUCCGAACAACUCACUUCCAACUCGUUUCUUCAUUAUCCUCAUAUCUCUCAACAACCACAACCUCAGCAACAUCAUCAGUUAUAUCAACAGCAGCUGCAGCAACAACUUCAGUUUCAACAACAAAUUCAACAACAGUUUCAGCAACAAAUUCAACAUCAACAACCACAUCCGCAAAGCCAGCUAUCUUACUUUCACCCUCAGUUUGAUCCCGUUCCAUUCCUGUCUUCACCAUACCAACAUCACCAAGAGUUGCAUCCUCAAAGUUUCCACCAACAGCA
Molecule: messenger RNA, 937 nt
Organism: Helobdella robusta
Lineage: Eukaryota; Metazoa; Annelida; Clitellata; Rhynchobdellida; Glossiphoniidae
Exons: 4
Cellular component (GO): nucleoplasm
Molecular function (GO): nucleic acid binding
Source: RefSeq, a predicted model, not a curated record